GUGUACAUCGUCGUCGGCAGCCAUAGCCCAUCAGUCUUCCUGCAGCUGUCACGCAUCAGAAGGCAGUUGAUCAGAUGUAGUACUCGCACUUCCACAGGUGGAGGACCGGAGCAGAAGAUGUGCGGAUUUGCACCUGGACGGAUGACUCGUCAGGGUGCAUUACAGGAGCCAGGAGUGGUAGAAGGACGACCAAGUGCAUAAUGAAGCCGUCUCUGUACUCGUCCGACAUCUCGCUGAUGACACCAGGUGGCUCUGUUUCACGGCUCCGCCUUGUGCUCUUUGAUUGAAAGGGCGGGAAAAGUGGAUGGGAGUUUGAGAGGGCGGGAAAAGUGGAUGGGAGUUUGAAAGGGCGGGAAAAGUGGAUGGGAAAGAAGUGCUUGUCUCCGGAAAAGUAGCAGAAGGGGAGGGGACGUGCAUGUGGUCAUAUUGGCCGCUCAUGGUCGUCUCUUGGAAGGGCAGAAAUUGUCUCUGAAAAGUAAGAGAAGAGGAGGGCGACAAGGAGAGAGGAGGUGUUGUCGGUCCUGUCGGACAGUCUUUUCAAGCGCCCGCGCUACUAGUGGGCUAUGGCAGGACAUGGGGGAUGACAAUCCACAGGAGGAAGGAUUCACCUGUCCUGCGCAACUGCUGGAAAUAAGAUCUGCUAACUUCCUUCUGACGGGCUGCUGAUCAAUCUCUUAACCCGGGGCCAAGUCUUGCGCGCCCCUCUCUGUGUGUGUGUGUGUGUGUGUGUGUGUGUGUGUGUGUGUGUGAGAGAGAGAGAGAGAGAGAGAGAGAGAGAGAGAGAGAGAGAUGAAUCUCUGCGAACGAGGAGGAACGGAUCUCUUGAGCCUUGGGGGGAAUUGAUUGAUUAUAUACCUGGUUGAUGGUCAGUGAAAGGGGGGAGCGGGGGGGGCGGAAGGGAUGGAACUGUUGAGUUCCCGCGCUUUUGGUUUGUGGUCCCGCGCGCUUUGACUGGGAAGAGAUCGAUUGACGCGCUUUUCAAUGCGAAAGCAAGCUCCCGCGCUUUGCAAUUCGAAAGCCAAUCCCCGCGCUUCGUCUGUAAGACUCAUCAUGCUUCCCUAGUUCCCGCGCUUUUGAGUAUAUGAUGAUUUUGCGCGCUCUUCUUCAGACUGAACGACGCAGUUUCUCGCCUCUCUUUCCCGCGUGUUGGGUUCCGCAGCAAACGCAGGCAAUUUUCGAGGCUGGACGGUUUUGUUAACCUGAACAACGACCAGAGCAACCUCAACAGCAUUCCCAGCUCCCUCGUCACUAUCCUAGAAGCAUUCUCAGCUCCAUCGCUCAAAAUUGUCAGCAGCGCGAACAUCGCCCGCAUCAUCAACUUUGCCAGCUCUAUCAGUAUUUUACCAUCAUGUCCAUCGUCAUCACUAACUUACUGCCAAUGCUUUAACAACGUAGCCAUCAUCGCCAGGAUCACAUCGUCAGCAUCCUUGUCGUCUCGACCAGUUCUCCGCUUGGUCAGCUGCAUCGUCACUGUACUCAGCGCCGUUGGCCGGUGUCGUCAGUAUCGCACGGAAUCUUGAAAACCGAUAUCGUCGUCUGCAAAGUCCAGCUAAGAACGCAGCCUCACACACACACACACACACACACACACACACACACACAGAGAGAGAGAGAGAGAGAGAGAGAGAGAGAGAGAGAGAGAGAGAGAGAGAGAGAGAGAGAAAUGGAGGACGGUUAUGAAUUAACUCCUCUACUAGCUGGAGAAGGAGGACGAUUGAGCUCGCAAGGGGAAGGGGAGUCGUCGGUGGCUGCGCGUGACGGAGACUUGGUUUCGAACGUUGAGAUAUGGCUCAAGAAUUUGAGUUUGUCCAAGGACUUGGCCAUGGCGGCGGAGAAAGCAGUCGCGAGCCUCCUAGGCGUAAAGUCGGCCUCGGUUAAUCUCGACAACAAGAUGAACGUGGUCUAUAACAGCCGUCUAAUUCAGGAAAAGGAGAUCGUGGACGCGAUCACAAAUGUUGGGCUGUCUGGAAUGGUGACUGAGAAGACUGGCGAUGGAGUCGGAGGCACUGGUGAUGCCACCGUGGGGGCCAGGCAGGAGUUGUCAAUGGUGACAGGUCGGUUCCGCGUUGGGGGUCUCAUGUGCGCUGCGUGUGUGAACGCUGUAGAGAACAUCCUGAAGAAAAUUCCUGGUGUGAAGGAGGUGAAUGUUGCCUUAGCGAUCGAGGAGGCGGAGGUCAAGUACGAUCCGAACCUAUGCAGUGGACAAGAACUUGCCACGGCGAUCGAAGAUGCAGGAUUCGAAGGAGAGCUGCUUGGCACUUGUGAAAGAGAUAAGCUUGUCGUCAAUGUGGAGGGGAUGGACUCUCUGUUGUCGGAGGCAGCGGUGGAGCGAGUGUUGAAGAGUCUGAAAGGGAUAUGGGAUGUGCAAACGGACUCGAUGAGGGAGAGGGUUGAGAUCUUGUAUGAGCCGGAGCUCGUUGGGCUGAGGACAAUCGUGGAGGCAAUUGAGAAGGAAGGGGGGGGGGGAUUUCGAUGCACGCUUCCGAAUCCCUUUGCAAGGCAUGCUCCUGAUCGUAGCGCGGAAAUCCAGAAAAUCCGAAUGCUGUUGAUAUGGGGUGCGCUGCUGACGAUUCCAUCGUACUUUCUCAGUAUGAUGUGCAUGCGUAUGAUGGGGCCGAGGUAUAUGCUGAAGGCACAAACGGGCCACUUUAUCUCUGUGGACUUGAUUCGGCUUGCGCUUAUCACCCCCGUGCAGUUCAUCGUUGGCAAAAGAUUUUAUGUCGGGGCUUAUCGAUCUCUCAAGCAUCGGUCAGCUAACAUGGACGUCCUGGUGUCGCUCGCGACGAAUGCUGCAUAUUUCUAUUCUCUCAUCGCACUUAUCUAUGGCAUUUUCAAUCCGUCGUUUCAUGGAACCACGUUCUUUGAGACAAGUGGAAUGCUCAUUACUUUCAUCCUGUUUGGGAAAUACCUGGAGGCGCUUGCGAAGGGGAAAACGUCAGAAGCUAUAGCAAGGUUAUUGCAGCUAGCACCUACGUCUGCAAUUCUUCUGUCGAUUGACUCAGAUGGGCGAGCUGUGGGGGAGAGAGAGAUUUCGGCUGAGCUGGUCCAGAGAGGAGAUGUGCUCAAGAUACUGCCUGGAGCGAAAGUGCCAGUGGAUGGGCUGGUUAUCUGGGGUGAAAGCUUUGUGAACGAGGCUAUGAUCACUGGGGAGUCGUUGCCUGUGUACAAGGCAAAAGGAGAUGAAGCGAUUGGAGGUACUGUGAAUACCAGUGGGGUAAUGCACAUGCGGGCUACACGCGUUGGCAGAGAUACAGCACUUGUAAAGAUCUUGCAGCUUGUCGAAAUGGCUCAGAUGUCAAAGGCUCCGAUCCAAAAAUAUGCGGACUAUGUCUCCAGUAUGUUUGUGCCUGCAGUGGUCUUGUUGGCGCUUCUGACCUGGGUAAAAUCCAUUAUUUUUGACAAGACAGGAACGCUGACGGAAGGUCACCCAAUGGUGACCAGCGUCAGAGUGUUUGGUGACAUAAAUGGCUCAGAGUUCCUUAAACUGGUCGCGUCUGCAGAGGCUGGGAGUGAACACCCACUGGCAAAGGCCGUUGUUGCUCAUGCUGCAGCGACACUCAGUGGUUGUGAAGAUGCUGAGGAGGUGAAACAAUACGCCAAAUGGAACUUUACAGACAUAUCGUGGCUCUUUCCUGCAAAAGAGUUCAAGUCCCUUGCAGGGCGUGGUGUGUGUGCAGUCGUUGACAGCAAGGAAGUGCUGAUAGGGAAUCGGCAGCUGAUGUGGGACAAUAAAAUUGAGGUCUGUCAGGUGGCACAGACAUUCUUGCGGGAAGUGGAGAAUUCGGCAAGCACCGGAAUUCUUGUUGCUGCGGAUAAGCAACUCGUCGGUGCUAUUGGGAUCUCAGAUCCUCUGAAGCCAGAGGCCGUCGAGGUGAUAUGGGAGUUACAACGAAUGGGAAUCCAUUGCAUGAUGGUGACGGGAGAUAAUCGGCAGACAGCAGAAUGUAUCGCAAAGGCGGGAAAAGUGGAAGCCAUUAAAGCACUUCAGGCAAGAGGUGAUGUAGUGGCCAUGGUUGGUGAUGGUGUGAACGAUUCUCCAGCACUCGUUGCUGCAGAUGUGGGAAUGGCAAUAGGAGUGGGCACUGACAUUGCUGUUGAAGCUGCUGAUUGCGUGCUGAUGAGAAACAGUCUUGAGGAUGUGAUAACAGCCAUCGAUCUUUCUCGUCAAACGUUCCGGCGAAUCCGUCUCAACUUCAUUUGGGCCAUGGGUUACAACAUUAUUGGCCUUCCGAUUGCAGCAGGCAUCUUGUAUCCAUCUCUGAGACUACGCAUUCCUCCGUGGGUAGCAGGGGCAGCCAUGGCUUUCUCAUCAGUCAGUGUCGUUUGUUCUUCGUUGUUGUUGCGGAGGUAUCAACGACCACAGAUCAGAACGCUGAGACAGGUGAGAGUCGUCUAGCUUCCACUCAUCCCCGUACUGCUUUGCCUGAAUGCCGGCCAUCUCCGUCAGGUAUCUUGCGCUUCUACUCCGCUGGUCACUCCUCUUUUCCUUAUUCUGUAUAAAUGUGCAGUGGUGGUUCUGCUUGAGGAAUGAAGCGCAUCAAAGCAUCACAGCUGUCCAUCUAACAUGCCCGCUACCGUCUUCCCCCGAACAUAACGCACCCUAAAAAUGAAUGUAUACGAGCUAUAUUUCCGGCCAGAUGCAGCCAAAGUAAGGGUGCGUUGUGUUCGGGGGAAGACGGUAGCUCCCUUCCAUCCCAAUCAUCAACUAACAACCCUCCUGCCAUCCGCCUGUCCCCACCCCCUCCUAUCCCCUUGCAACCCUUGUAAUAACCGAUGACCACCUCCCUACGGCUUUUCAGGAUCUUGAUGGGUGUACGGGUAACCCUCCUGACAUCCUCCUGUACUUCUUUUCAUGAACGGCUUUGCACCGUUCCCGGUCAUGGAAACGAUGAUUUCACCUCGCUACUUUCCGAUUUUGUGACGAUUGAAAGCCGUUAACACUGGCGAGUAGUUUAUCAGCACCAAUUCUGGGUUCAACGGAUAUCGCCAAUGCGCGUUUUUUUCUGUAUAUCAGGCACGGACACAUUCAGGAUCAUGUACUGUCACACACUGUCGUAGGAAGGAGCAUCGUACAUGAAAUGCCCCUUGAUCGCCUGUAUUUUACCUUUCUCCCUAUGAAGGCUACAAAUCUCAGACUGCAGAGACAUAUAUGUACUUACUUAACAUAUCAAAGACUGCAGAGAGGUACUUGGCAUGAGAUAAGUGCUGUCACUCACGUGUACUGAAUCUCCGCAAAUUUGUUGGUCUCUUCGAUAGAAAUUCUUGUUUUUGAAUUUAAAAUCUUCUACAGUGAUAAAUCUUGAUGGUCGGGAGCCAUCGAUAGCCGCGCUCCAACAGAUUACCUAUUGUAUUGUGUCUACAACUUCCACACAUCCUGGUUUUCCCAGGAGCUGUAUUUCAAAGUGUUUCUUGUUCAUCCGUCUCCGACCAAUCUCCCUAUGAAUACUAUGUGAAUAUCCCACUUGAAAGAGGAUCCCCUGAAUGUAGGGGAUCUCUCACCAGAGUUUUGAGCUCCUGCGUUCUCGCACACAAGUUGUCAAAUGAGUAGUUCCCGAUGAUCGGGCAAUCUCCUUUAUCCAUAGCCAUUGGCAAGUGUCAGCUUGAAUAGACAGACUAAUCUCAGCUCGAAUAGACAGCCUAUUGAUAUCAAUAGUGUUCCCUAAUCUACGGUCUUAAGUUCUUCACUCUGGACUUUGUCCUCAGAAGUCCCUCUACCCUAAUUGUGUAAGGAUUGAAUCUGGCUGUAUGUUACGGCGAAAGUGGGAAUCGAACCCACAAGGCUUGAACCCCUGUCACAUGCUAGGUGCGGUGCAAUUACGUAGCGAUCCAAUCUGUGGAUUUAAGGAUCAAAUUUGGCUGUACCUUAUGACUAAUGGGACUCAAACCGCCCACAAGGCCUGAAGCGCCGUCACAUGGUAGAUGCGAUGCAGUUAUGUAGCGACAGGCGGCUUGAAAUUCAGAGUGCAGAUGUAUUCGACAGCACAUCAGCUCUGCAGCAUGUAACUUGAUCUCUUCUAGAGUCCACAGUCUGAGGUUUGUAACUACCGUCGUCACCCGAAUAGAACGCCAGGCGAUUAUCACUGUAUCUAGUCUAGAAGCUGCACCAAAUACGACUACAAUGACCGGGCGUUCUAUUCGGGUGAAGACGGUAGCGGUUUGUAACUUGAGUCUUGAAGCUCCUGAUCUGCAGGGGAGUUGAGUCUCCUUUGUUCGAAGGGGAAAAUACUAUAUAUACACAAUGGCAUUUGGGACCCCAGUUUGUUAGGUCCUCCUGCUCCCUCCCAUACUGGCAUGAAAUCUGUGUUGGGAUCCCAGUUGUACAGCGCAACUUUUGGUGAAUCCCAUGUGCCGGGCUC
Chara braunii is the source of this 6356-nucleotide messenger RNA. The record is from the annotation of a GenBank genome assembly. NCBI's taxonomy places the organism in Eukaryota, Viridiplantae, Streptophyta, Charophyceae, Charales, Characeae.